This is a messenger RNA of Ilex paraguariensis (yerba mate), 1056 nucleotides long. The record is from the annotation of a GenBank genome assembly. Lineage: Eukaryota; Viridiplantae; Streptophyta; Magnoliopsida; Aquifoliales; Aquifoliaceae.
AUGCAAGCUCUGGUGCAAACGAAUGGCUUGUCCAAGGUGAAGGCACCCAAAAAGAAAGUUGUAGCAAUAUUAUGGGUUGAAACUGCAAGGGAAGUUAUGAUUGCCAAGCAUUUCUCCAUGCAUAAAGUUGCAUCAGAUACUUUUUUUGUUAGCAAACCCAUGAAAAGGAGAGCAAAAGAGCAUGCAUAUAAUCAUAAAUUGGUAGUGGCAAGCCCUGCUGACCUGGUUAAAGUGAGAAUGCAAGCAGAUGGCCGUAUGCUGAGCCAAGGUCUCCAACCCAGGCUUCGGAGGACUUUGGAAAGGAGUUCUCCCAAUGUCCAGAGAGCAUUUUUAGUGAACCUGGGAGAAUUGGCCUGCUAUGAUCAUGCAAAACGUUCUAUAAUCGAAAAUCAGAUCUUUAGUGACAAUAUUUAUGCCCACACUUUGGCCUCUAUUAUGUCAGGUCUUUCAGCAACUGUUUUGAGUUGUCCCGCAGAUGUAGUGAAGACAAGAAUGAUGAACCAACCAGUGAUCAAGGAAGUUUUUUCUCAUAGAGAGGUGACCGUGGAACACCAGUUAUGAUUCUAAUUCAUAAGCUUCAAACGUGGAUGCACUGCUCCUUGUGGUUAUUCAGAUCCUGGCGUCAUCAGAUAGAUUGAAGUUGUUCAGAUCGUGAGUUAUCAACCCAGACUCUUGUACAGGACAGGGCUAUGUAAGUGGCUGUGCAAAUAACCAUUUCUUUGUCUGAUCGACUAUUUAUCAAGUUAAAUGCAAUGUUUUCCUAUGAAAAGCUAACAAGGUUACAAUUUUACUUGGUUCAAAGAUGAAGACAACACACACACAUCCUGAUUACUUCAUUGUCUUUGAACAUCUUGUUGACAUUUUCCAUGCUGAUUGUGCUCUGGAUCUGGAGGAGAUAUGUCCCUGAUAAUUGGGUUGUGAUAGCUCAUUUCUUAGUUGGGCUGGAUUGAUUGGACAUGUGGUUAGUUAUUUACAAUGGUUGUUUACCAUUAAUAUUGGCCAACCCAAUAGCCUCAAAUGCUUGUCUACUCCUCUAUGCAUUCCUUCUACUUGUUC